Penicillium waksmanii is the source of this 303-nucleotide messenger RNA. RefSeq lists its product as uncharacterized. Gene Ontology annotation, cellular component: outer membrane. NCBI's taxonomy places the organism in Eukaryota, Fungi, Ascomycota, Eurotiomycetes, Eurotiales, Aspergillaceae. The record is from RefSeq and is a predicted model, not a curated record. The coding region runs from base 1 to 303 and encodes 100 amino acids. The transcript has 2 exons.
AUGACAUUUGAUCAACAACGCCAAUGGGAAAACUUCGAUUCAGCCGAAAAAAAUAACGGAAGUUCCAGCCAGGAAAAGGGUCUCGGUGCAACAGUAGUUGGAGGCGCGGGAGGCGCUUUUCUUGGGCACAAGGUUGGGAAAAAGUCAGACCACGGUACCCUAGGAGCAAUUGGUGGUGCUUUGGCAGGAGCAGUCGUGGCAAACAUGGCUAGCAAUGUUGUUAAAGGGCACCAUGGAGGUCAUGGAUCCGCGCGUGAUCGUCGUCGCGAAAGGUUAGAAAGAAAGAUUGACAGACUCGGCUAG